AUGGACACAAACCGAUCCAACAUGCAACUAGCCUUAAUCACCACAGCGCUCUGUUGUAGCGCUUUCAGUGCACCAGUGCCAGUUCCACUCGAGGAAGAGUUCAACUUGCCCGGAUUCAGCGCUAUGCAAGAAAAUCACGAGGAAAAAUUUCUCCGAGUUGAUCAAAAUAAGGACAAAAAACUGAAUUUUGGCGAAUUUCUGCACAUGGAAUUAGCAUAUGUUGAUGCAAAAAAGGAGGAAUUCGAUUCACUCGACAAAGACGGUGACGGUAUAAUAACACAAAGAGAAUAUGAGGAGCACUACCGCGGAGUCACAAAUCGAAGUGAAGCGCGCCGAACGGAAUACUUUGCCAAGGUGUUUCAGGACUUUGAUGAAGACUUCGAUUUGUCUUUGAGCCAAAAUGAGCUGGAAAAAUUGCUGGCAAAACGAUUCCUUGUGAAGCCACGUGAAAAUUUUCCAAAGCUCUUCUAUAACCUUGACAACGACCGUAGUGGCGGACUGGACCUCAAUGAGUACAUGAAAUUCGAUGCAACCUUUCCGUUUGACCAGACUGACCCGAUUCCGUACGACGUGAACAGAGUCAGAUCAAAUGGAACUGAGAUCUUGUCGGAGCAAACAGUGCCUGUGAAGGCAACCUUAGUGCCGAACUCCACUGUAGAUGAACAGGAUGUCGAGGCAAUCGCACAAGUUAUGGGUCAAGCUUCAGCCUCAUUCAAAAAUUCCGUGCCUAAACAAGCGGCCGUUCUACAAAAAGGCGGCUCAACGUCAUUAUUCGAGCACGGUUUCACUGGAAAAAGCGAUUUCACCACUCAUCCCGUUAAGCCGAGCCCGUUUCGACAAAUUCUACCCAUUCAAAAAAUUGUGAAAGCAGUGAAAUCCAUCUAA
Molecule: messenger RNA, 885 nt
Organism: Angiostrongylus costaricensis
Lineage: Eukaryota; Metazoa; Nematoda; Chromadorea; Rhabditida; Metastrongylidae
Source: the annotation of a GenBank genome assembly